AUGAAAAGAAGAAGAGAAAGUGAUUGUCGUAAUUCAAGAGAACGUGUUCUAGUUAAUGUCUGUCAACCGGUGAAACAAGAUGUUUAUGAAAAUAGCGCAAAUUUAUUAAGACGUGUAAAGAAAAAAAGGAAGAUAAACUAUAAUUUAUUCAUUUCCGAGUUACCGUGGAAUUGUACAGUCCCACGUAUAGUGAAGGCGUUCAAAGAGCGCGGUUAUUCUAAAAUUCGAGUUAAAUUGGCUAAAGAUGAUAAAGGUCGUUUUACUGGAAUGGCUUUCGUUGAAUUUUCAAAAUAUCAUCUGACACAACUGAUCGAAGAGCAUUCCAUUAAACCAUUUUGUAUUUCCAAAAAUAGACCGUUACACAUGAAACGUUUACUGCAUAACGUCCCAUAUGACGAUAAAUUAACAAGAUGCGCCGUCUCCAGCCAAAUCAAAAUCAUUUUUGCACCACUAUUUGAUACGCUACCUGAUCAUAUAAUCCGAACAGCAUUUGAACGCUAUGGUAGAAUAUCUCAUUUAACGUCGUAUUAUGAUGAAGAACUCUGUCGUUUAGUUUGCGAUAUUCAAUACAAGAAUUAUGAUUCAGUGGAUCAGGUAAUUCAAUGUUCACCAUUUGAUCCAUUAUGUAUUGAAAGUGUGCAUAAAGCUAUUGAUAUGUUACCCGAAUAUCAUCCACAAAUGAUCCAACAUCGAAAAAAAAUUGAUAAUGUUAAAGUUAAACGAGCAAUGUAUCAUGAAAAAUUAAAAGGAAAAUAA
Didymodactylos carnosus is the source of this 756-nucleotide messenger RNA. Lineage: Eukaryota; Metazoa; Rotifera; Eurotatoria; Philodinida; Philodinidae. The record is from the annotation of a GenBank genome assembly.